Molecule: messenger RNA, 1955 nt
Organism: Phasianus colchicus (ring-necked pheasant)
Lineage: Eukaryota; Metazoa; Chordata; Aves; Galliformes; Phasianidae
Source: RefSeq, a predicted model, not a curated record
AUGGGGAAAGCCAGCUGCAGUAAGAGCCCGGCGCAGCUGGAGCACGGCCUCUUCCUCCAGGCUCUCCUCCUCCUCCUCCUGCUCUGCUGCAGGCAUGUGUCUUCCCAGUGCAAGAUCCUGCGCUGCAACUCCGACUUUGUGGCCGCCACCCUCAACCUGCGCGGCGCCGGCCGCUCUGCCGCCUACUGCACGGCCCUGCGCUCCUACUCGCACUGCACGCGGCGCACGGCGCGCACCUGCCGCGGCGACCUGGCCUUCCACUCGGCCGUGCACGGCAUCGAGGACCUGAUGAUCCAACACAACUGCUCCAAGGACGGUCCCACCUCACCUCCCCGGCCGCGCGCGCCGACGCCGGAUCACCAAAGCUUUCCAGCUUCGGAGAUGUGCGACUACGAGAAGACGUUCCGCUCCAAGCACGGCCGCCCGCCGCGCUACCAGCACUGCGCCGCCUUCGGGGACCCCCACGUCCGCACGUUCCACGAUGAUUUCCACACGUGCCGGGUGGAGGGAGCCUGGCCGCUGCUGGACAACGAGUACCUCUUCGUGCAGGCCACCAGCGCGCCCGUGGCUGAGGGCUCCAACGCCACCGUCACCAGCAAGCUCACCAUCAUCUUCAAGAACAUGAAGGAGUGCACGGAGCAGAAGGUGUACCGAGCCGAGCUGGACAACGUGCCCGCAGCCUUCGAGGACGGCUCGGUGACGGGCGGCGAGCGGCCGGGGGGAGUCGGGCUGCGCAUCCACGAGCGCAGCCCUGGGCGACACGUGGAGAUCCGAGCUCCGUACAUCGGCACCACCAUCGCGGUGCGCCAGGCCGCCCGCCAGCUCUCCUUCUCCAUCCGCGCCGCCGAGGAGGUGACCCGCGCCUUCACGGCGGAGCAGGACCUGCAGCUGUGCGUGGCCGGCUGUCCCCGCAGCCAGCGCAUCUCCCGCAGCGUGCGCAGCCGUGCGGCGGCGCAGGCGGCUCGGGCGCUUUGCAAAGCCACGCUGCCCGUGGAGGACGUCUACUUCCAGUCGUGCGUCUUCGACGUGGUCACCUCCGGAGAUGCCAACUUCACCAUGGCGGCACGAGGAGCGCUGGAGGACGCCAGGGAUUUCCUUCCUGACGCGGAGAAGCUGCACAUCUUCCAAGCCGGGGCGGGCUGCCCGAGUGCAUCUCCGUCCUUCCUCCUCCUCCUCCUCCUCAUCUGCGCUCUCAGGUCACAGUUGUGACCCCUCUUGUGACCCUUUUGUUGGCGCUUGUGACUUUUUUGUGACCCUCAUUGGCUCUUGUGGCCGUUGUUGGCAGAUGUCACCCUUUUGUUGGCACUUACGACCCUCAUUGGCACUGGCGACCCUUUGGUUGGUAUUGGUGACCCUUUUGUCAGACCAUUUUGUGUCCCUCAUUGGUACUUGUGACCGUUCUUGGCACAUGUCACCUUUUGUUGGCACACGUCACCCUUUUGUUGGCACUUGUGACCCUUUUGUUGGCACUUGUGGCCUUUUUGUGACCCUCAUUGGUACUUGUGACCAUUCUUGGCACACGUCACCCUUUAUGUUGGUACUUGCGACCCUCAUUGGCACUGGUGACCAUUCUUGGCACUGGUGACCCCUUGGUUGGUAUUGGUGACCCUUUUGUUGGCACUUGUGGUGUUUUUGUGACCCUCAUUAGCACCAGUGACCCUUUGGUUGGCAUUGGUGACCCUUUUGUUGGCACUUCUGACCUUUUUGUGACCCUCAUUGGUACUUGUGGCUGUUGUUGGCACACGUCACCCUUUUGUUGGCACUUGCGACCCUCACUGGCACUGGUGACCAUUCUUGGCACUGGUGAUCCUUUGGUUGACACCUGUGACCCUUUUGUUGGUACUUGUGACCUUUUUGUGACCCUCACUGGCUCUUGUGGCCGUUGUUGGCAGAUGUCACCCUUUUGUUGGCACUUACUACCCUCAUUAGCACCAUUGACCCUUCGGUUGGUAUUG